This is a messenger RNA of Rotaria socialis, 2679 nucleotides long. The record is from the annotation of a GenBank genome assembly. NCBI's taxonomy places the organism in Eukaryota, Metazoa, Rotifera, Eurotatoria, Philodinida, Philodinidae.
AUGCUUAGUCAACUUCGACGAGGACAUCAUCACGAAUUUGAUGGUGAUCCAAUGUCUGCGCGUCCAAUAAAUGCUUAUGGAGAACGUUGGAGAUCUCCAGAUCGCGCCAAUUCAUCUCUUCUCAAAAGUAAUAUAUUACCUGAUUUUCAUACACCACGUACAAAUUCGUCCACAUGGAAUCCUGAUUUAUCACGAGCUUUUCGUGUUGAUGCUCAAUUGCUAGCUAUCGUGCGAAUUGAAGACAAACGAAAUAGCUUCUAUUCGGCUGAAGUAGUUAGUAAACUACGUCAAAAAGAACAAACACAAAAAUUUAUCAAUAAACCAUGUUCACUAUUUGUUAAUGACCGUUCGUUUAUCAUAUUUGAUCGAGGAGCGCAAGUGAUUGCUGAAACAAUUCCACUUGAAAAUGUCGAUCCAACGUGUGUGUAUUCUGAUGCACAAGAUACACUCAAUGAUAUAUUUAUGUAUCGUGUAUUGGAUCGACAUAUAGCAACAGCAAGUCAGGCUAGUAAUUCCAAUAGCAAUGAACUGACACAUGCUAUUGUAUUUAAAUGUUCAAAUAAAGAAUCGAAACUUCUUGUUGAUAAUAUUCGUAAUGCAACUGGAAGACCCUUGAAGAGUUAUAGAAGUACUCGAUCAGAAACGCGAAGUACAAUUGAUCAUCAUUUCAAUGGUUCUGAAGGAGGACCAUUAAUUAAUCCACAACCAUUGCCACAUGAACCAUUGCCAAUAAAUACGUCAACGUAUGUUGUUGGUCCUCAACAUUCAUCGCGCACAGCAACUCAGCAACAUGCAGCUAAUUUGUAUAAGCGUUCAACAGAAGAAUUAAAUAAAUGUUUUGAUGAUAUUGAAUUAUUUGUGCGUCAUAUUGAAGCAAUCGUAGAAUAUACCAAAGAAUUAGAACGUAAUCAUCGACGAAAGGAUAAAAAAUCAAGUGGUCUAAAACAAAUGGUUGAGAAACUGCCUGAAGAUAGAAUUUUUAUUGAUAUACUUCAAAAAUUUAAACAUUCAUUAAAUCUCUUAGCUGAAUUAAAACAUAUAAUACAUAAUCCAAAUGCACAUGAAUUAGUUCAUUAUUUAUUAUCACCAUUGCAAUUGAUUUUAGUUACAUUACGUACCAAACAUCCAAAUCAAUUACAAUUGGCACAAGAUAUAUGGUCACCCGUAUUAACAAGAGAAGCGAAAGAAUUGUUAUCGAAUUGUUUAACACCAAAAGAAUACGAGAUUUUAUGGAAUCUUGGUCCUGCAUGGAUUCGAACAGCAGAAGGAAUACCACAAAAAAAUGCCGAUUAUCGACCGACAUUUUUUGAUGGUCAUCCACCAUGGGUUCAAGAACCAGUGAUCGAUUAUACACUUCAAUCAGCGCGUAAUGCAGAUGAACGUCAGACUUCAGUUUGGCCUUCUUCUCGAAUCCCACAGCAAAAUAAUAAUAAUAAUAAUAAUAAUAGUUCAAUAAUAUCUCAAAAUAUAGCAUUUCCUCGACAACCUUCACCAGGUCCACAAUUUGAUACGUCAACUGCUGAUCGUAAAAAUAAAAAUCCUGUAUUAGUAGAAAAUUAUAAUGCACAAAUGCAAAAUGAACAUGCUUGGGCUAUUGAUAGAAAACGUGUCGGAGCCAAGAUUUGUGCAGUCAAAUCUGAUCGGCAAGGACAAAAUCAUAAAGAAUUAACUGUAAGACGAGGAGAAUUGGUUGAAAUUGAAAAUAGUUCGAAGAAUUGGUGGCGUGCAAGAAAUUUUCGUGGUGAUAUUGGUCAUGUACCACAUAAUCUUCUUGAAGAAAUCGAUAUAGAACAGUUAACACCUAAAAGCGCAGCGGCGAAUACGUCAGCCGCUCUUCCACGUUCAUCGAGUGUACCUAAUCGAGGAUUUACUGAUGUCAAUGGACAUCAUCCACAUAAUACAAAUGGUUAUACGCAGCAACUUCGUCGUUCACCAUCGUUUGGAAGCAAUUUUAUUAUGCAAUCAAAUAACAGUACAUAUACAAAUCCGAUAAUAGCGAGAGAUCAACUAAUUCAACAAACAUAUCCAUCACCAGUUCCUCCUCUACUACUUUCUCCUCAUCCCCUAUCGGUUCCACUACCGCCGCCGCCGCCGCCGCCACCACCCCCAAUGCCACUAGAGCUAUUAACGAGUGGAUCAUCGCCAUGGUCAACCUUACAAUUACCGAAUAGUAGUAGGAAAGCACGAUCCCGUUCAAAUACUAAUUUGUCAAAUAUUCAAGCAGAUGAAUUACAACAAGAAUUAGCCCAACGUUUAACAGAUCGCAUUGGUCUCAUAAGUUCGAAUUCGUCGAAGGAAGACAUUGAACGAUGGUUGGCAUCAAAAAGUAUUUCACCUGAACUUGCUCAAAGUCUACAUGGUAUGAAUGGAAAAGAAUUGUUUCAAUUAACUAAAAGUGGACUUGAUCGAUUUACCAAUGAGCAAGAAUCAGCUCGAAUCUAUGCAUUACUUGCACAACAAAAACAAUUAUCUGGUUAUCAACAUAAAGAUAUACGCCCAAGAUCGGCUAGAUUAAAUCAUACCACAUUUGGUUCUCUUAAAUCAAGUACAAUCAAUGAUGCAGAUGAUAAUUUCUCUUUACGACCUGACGAUACGUUAAGUCGUUCGUUAAAAAUCAAAUUAAAACAGCGACGCGAUAAAAUCGAGAAAGCAGAAACGGCGGAUAGUACUGUUUUGUAA